This is a messenger RNA of Schizosaccharomyces osmophilus, 432 nucleotides long. It is a transcript of the gene tim14, whose product is annotated as TIM23 translocase complex subunit Tim14. Gene Ontology annotation, cellular component: PAM complex, Tim23 associated import motor. Gene Ontology annotation, biological process: protein import into mitochondrial matrix. Bases 1 to 432 code for a protein of 143 amino acids. The record is from RefSeq and is a predicted model, not a curated record. Lineage: Eukaryota; Fungi; Ascomycota; Schizosaccharomycetes; Schizosaccharomycetales; Schizosaccharomycetaceae. Gene Ontology annotation, molecular function: ATPase activator activity. The transcript has 3 exons.
AUGGCAUCUGCAAUUCUUUUGGGAAUCGGGAUUGCUGCUUCUGCCGCAGUGGGUAAAAUUGGCAUCGACGCGUUUCGAAAGUACCGUAACAUAAAUGGUUCAGUGAAAAACUUCGUCAAAGGAGGGUUUGAAUCAAAAAUGUCACGGGCAGAAGCUAUUCAAAUUCUAUCUCUUACUAGUCGUGGUUUAACUCGCCAAAAAGUAAAAUCGGCUCAUCGCCGUUUGAUGCUGGCAAAUCAUCCGGAUCGUGGUGGCAGUGCCUAUGUAGCCAGCAAAGUUAAUGAAGCAAAAGGUUUAUUAGAUGCAGAUCGUUCUAUUCGGGGCUUUAGCUCUUGGGCUGUUCCUCCUGCUAGAUCCGCACAAAAGAUUCCAAGUGUUUCGGAGGCAGUUGAGUGGAUGCAACAACAUUCCUUACAUUCUCCAAGGCAUUAA